GGUGCGGGCCGGGCCGCGCCGUGCCGGGGGAUGCGGGGCGCGGGGCCGGGCGCGGGGCCCCCCCGCGGGGCGCUGCCGCGGGCCCUGCCCCUGCUGCUGGCGGCGCUGUGCGCGCUGGGGGCCGCGGCCGCCGCCUCCGAGCCCUGCUCCGCGCCCUGCUCCUGCCGCCGCGGCCUGCUGGACUGCAGCCGCCACCGCCUGCCCGCCGGGCCCGGCCCGCGCAGGAUCCCGCCGCUGCCCGCCGGCACCACCGCGCUGGAUUUAAGCCAUAAUCAUCUGCUGUCAUCCAACUGGAGCAUCGAUUUAUCCGUUCGCACGCUGCAAGAAGUGAAAAUGAAUUACAAUGAGCUAAGUGAAAUUCCUUAUUUUGGAGAAACAACUUCAAACAUAACUCUGCUCUCAUUGGUACACAAUACUAUUCCAGAAAUAAAUGCUGAGCAGCUCCAAGUUUACCUUUCAUUGGAAAAUCUAGACCUGAGUUUUAAUCUCAUUUCAGAAAUUAAAGCUGCUUCUUUUCCACGGAUGCAACUAAAGUACCUGAAUCUGAGUAACAACAGAAUAACUACGCUAGAAGCAGGCUGUCUUGAUAAUUUAUCUAGCUCUCUAAUAGUGGUAAAGCUGAACAGGAACAGGAUUAGUGUGAUUCCGCCAAAGAUCUUCAAAUUGCCUCAUGUGCAGUUCCUGGAACUGAAGAGGAACAGGAUCAAAAUAGUGGAAAGCCUUACAUUCCAAGGACUGGAGUCCCUAAAAUCUUUAAAAAUGCAACGCAAUGGGAUUAGCAGACUCAUGGAUGGAGCAUUCUUUGGCCUGAAUAACAUAGAAGAAUUAGAACUGGAACAUAAUAACUUAACAGAAAUAAACAAGGGCUGGCUGUAUGGUCUGCGGACGUUGCAACAACUCCAAGUUAGCCAGAAUGCCAUUAGCAGGAUCAGUCCAGAUGCGUGGGAGUUCUGCCAAAGACUUUCAGAGCUAGACUUGUCAUACAACCAGCUAACUCGCCUCAAGGAAUCUGCCUUCGUGGGACUUGGUUUAUUGGAAAAACUAAACCUGGGUGACAAUCGCAUUAGUCACAUUGCUGAUGGUGUGUUCAGAGGUCUGACGAAUCUUCAGAUCUUGGACUUGAGGAACAAUGAGAUCUCAUGGGCCAUAGAAGAUGCAAAUGAAGCAUUUGCAGGACUCAGCAGGCUGGAUAAACUAAUCUUGCAAGGAAACCAGAUUAAAUCAAUUAUGAAGAAAGCAUUCUCCGGUCUUGAAAGACUUGAACAUCUGGAUUUAAGCAACAACGCAGUGAUGUCCAUCCAAGAAAAUGCGUUUGCACAGGCUCAAUUGAAGGAGCUGCUUUUGAACACCAGCAGCUUGCUUUGUGAUUGCCAGUUGAAAUGGCUGCCGCAGUGGCUCACUGACAGUCACUUACAGCAGGCUGUGAACGUUAGCUGUGCUCAUCCUGAAUGGUUAGCAGGACAAAGCCUUCUCAGUGUGGACCCUGAUGACUUUGUCUGUGAUAACUUCCCUAAACCGCAGAUCAGAGUACAUCCUGAGACCACGAUUGCUCUGCGAGGCAUGAAUGUGACUCUGACUUGCACUGCUGUGAGCAGCAGUGAUUCACCCAUGUCCACAGCCUGGCGUAAGGACAGCGAAGUCUUGUAUGAUGCAGAGGUUGAGAAUUUUGCCAGGUAUCAGCAGCAAAGUGGUGAGGUGGUUGAGUACACCACUGUCCUGCAUCUUUUCAAUGUGAACUUCACUGAUGAAGGAAGGUAUCAGUGCAUUGUCACCAAUCACUUUGGCUCCAACUAUUCCAACAAAGCCAAGCUGACCGUUAAUGAGCUGCCUUCCUUCCUGAAAACCCCCAUGGAUCUUACUAUCCGUACUGGGGCUAUGGCUCGGCUGGAGUGUGCUGCAGAGGGCCACCCUACUCCUCAGAUCUCCUGGCAGAAAGAUGGUGGCACAGACUUCCCUGCUGCACGAGAGAGGAGAAUGCACGUCAUGCCUGAGGAUGAUGUGUUCUUUAUUGCAAAUGUAAAAAUAGAAGACAUGGGUAUCUAUAGCUGCAUGGCACAAAACACUGCAGGCGGUUUGUCAGCAAAUGCCACGCUGACUGUGUUAGAAACUCCUUCCUUCAUUAGGCCUCUAGAAGACAGAACAGUAACCCGAGGUGAAACUGCUGUCCUGCAGUGCAUCGCUGGCGGCAGUCCUGCCCCUCGCCUCAACUGGACUAAAGACGACGGGCCUCUGACGGUCACGGAACGGCAUUUUUUUGCUGCAGCCAAUCAACUCCUUAUCAUCGUGGAUGCUGGGUUAGAGGAUGCUGGAAAGUACACGUGCAUUAUGUCCAACACGCUGGGCACCGAGCGUGGUCAUAUUUACCUCAAUGUCCUGGCUUCCCCAAAUUGCGAUUCGUCCCAGAGUGGCAUUGUCCAUGAGGAAGAUGGCUGGGCAACAGUAGGCAUUGUGAUUAUUGUUGUGGUUUGCUGUGUUGUGGGAACGUCCCUGGUAUGGGUUAUUGUGAUCUACCACAUGAGAAGGAAGAAUGAGGAUUAUAGCAUCACUAACACAGAGGAGAUGAACCUACCUGCAGACAUUCCCAGUUAUUUAUCCUCCCAAGGAACUCUGUCGGAGCCUCAGGAAGGCUACAGUAACUCAGAGGCAGGAAGCCAUCAGCAGCUUAUGCCUCCAGCCGGUAGCUACGUGCACAAAGGCACAGAUGGUGGUACAGCGCCGCUGGUGAUCUGCUCAGACUGUUACGACAACGCAAACAUCUACUCCAGGACACGAGAGUACUGUCCCUAUGCCUACAUCUCAGAAGAGGACCCCCUGGAUCAAACUCUCCCUAAUCUCAUGGUGCAGAUGCCUAAGGAAACGUAUGCAGCACGCACCCAGCAUGAACCCAGUACUCUUGAUAAUCUUUUAGCAGACAGAGACAUGUCUGUCUUCCUUACCAACCAUGACAGAAUAAGUGAGAAGAAAAUCUCUUCCCAGCAUAUUAAUGAACCCUUUCAGCUUCCUUUAUGGGGAGUAAACAAAGAUCUAGCGCUCUCUCAUUCACACUUCCUGCAUCAGCCGGCAGCCCGUGAGACCCCGCGACCUCUUCGAAGCGAGGGCAUUAUUGACAGUGACCGGGAGCAAGCUGCUUCACCCCGACCUUGCCACAGGUUACGUGAACAUAACUUUGAUUUUAAUAGGACACGGAACAUUCAUGACUAUAGUGAAACCACGUAAGACACUCAAAUGAAGUCUUGGAAGCAAAUCCAUACCGACCGACUUUUUGUAUUUACUACCUCAGGACUAACCCCUAGGCCAAAGAUGCUUUUGUACAUGUGCCUACAAUUACAGGCUGAGUAAACCAAGACAGACUCCCUCGAAGGAGGUGGCACAUGCCUUUUUUGCUUGGAUUCACCCGUAUUGGAAUGUGGGACGUACGCAUGGCGAUCAGUGAUAUCCACAAGAACAGUGUUAAAACAUGGAUCUGGUGUUGGAGACAGCCUUUGUGUUGGUGCAUGCUUUGAAAAGCUCUCAAGAAUGCAUAGCUAUUUCACAGUGCAUUGUCUGCUCAAAAACAAAUGUUCAGGGCCUCCUCAUGGAAUUCCCCAGUAAUUGUAAGCAUAAAACUCUUGGCCAGCUUUUUGUUCCUCAGACUAUUGGCAAGCGUUUCUUACCAGUCUAACUUUGGGGCUUGUUUUCUCCUAUGAUUAAUGGACUCUAGUUGUAAAUAAAUUUGCAUUUAUAAAUAUUUUGUAUACACUAAGCAUAUAAAUGUGUUGGCUGUAAUGUAAAUAUAUUUUUUAUUAUGCCAAAGUAUGUAUUAUACUGUUAGUCUUGACAGCUGCAUAUCAAGCCAUAUUUUUUUUUGUGGUAUUGAAAGCUUGUUUCUGAGGGGGAUAAAAAAUUCUUCGUUUUGGAAAGAAGUGAAUUUGCUAUAGAUAUGUGGUGCAACGGUGAUAUUGAUGAAUUUCAUUGUCACAUACAACUCUGUAGGCAUUAAGCUUGCCUGACCUGACUGCAAGCUGAUCGAUUUCAUUAGAUUAGCAGAAUUCCAAGUUUGGCACACUUCUACGUGGUGAGUGAGUCUCUCAGUUUCUAUAUUAGGUUGCCUGUCUUUUCUAGGAGAGCUUAAAGCCCAAUGGACCCUGCAUUAACGGCGUUAGCCUACACUACAGGCAGUACUAUACAACUUCUCAGAAGCUUUGUAAAUAGCAAACAAAAAAAAUAGUACACAACAUGUUUCUUUUCAUCUCCUAAAAUAGCUUUAAGGUGGGAGCUUUGAGUGGUUUAUUUCAGAAAUUUAUCUAAGCUUUUAUCUUUAAAAAGCUUUUGUGUUGUGUAUGUUGCAGAGCGGUAUAUGUGUAUUUUUCAUAGCUGCCAGUUAAAUGAACUUUUUAAAAGAAAAAUGUGAUGAAGAACACUAGAUAAAUUGGAGAAGCAUUGGGUAAAUCAUCUGUGAACUAUACUGUGGAUUUUCUGUUUCUUCUGCACAGCCAAGAGGCACGUAUCCUUUAAAACACUUGUGCCCUUUUCUUUUGUCAAAGAUCAGGAAAAAUUCUGGCCAUGUUGAGCUCUGUAAUAGUUCCCUAGACCACAGGGUGGCAAAAAGGUGUAAGUAUUUCACAGGUGAGCAGUGAAAUAACGUGGGGGAGAACCACUACUGAAAGUCUAGUACUGGAUGAGAGAAGCAGAGGAAGCAAAGAAACUUCACUUGUUACUGGAGCAUGCCUGACAGAGUUGGGAGGAGGAACAUUCUGAAGACUUCCUGAAAUUUUCUUCUAAGAAAAUAUAUCUUUGUGUAGAAUAUGUUAACGACCCAGCAGCAGUGGGUUUUCAGCAAGUGUCUCACAUUCGGAGGUGGAGCGCUUCUGUGCUAUGCUGUGUAGCCUUGCUUGAAGAGCAGGGGGCUUUCUUCCUGGUCAUCGCUGUAUCUUUCGGAGCCAUAGGAUAUGCACUAGAGUGAAAACAGCUGCAAGGUAUAUUUUUAUAAAGACAAAAGCCUUCUUGGACAAGCCUAAGAGAAGUAUGUAGGGCUUCCUGUUGAUCCAUUCCUAAAUAGAAGGGGGUGUGACUGCGUUAUCAGAUGCAGUCUUGCAGAAUCACAGCUGAACCUUCUGAGGCUGUGGUUUAGCUGAGUGAAAGAGUGAGGAAGCGCUGGGAAUAGUGAUUAUUUUCCCACAGCUCUUUGGGCAUGAAUAGUAGUCAGAUCUAUGCAAAUGAGCAAUUAUUAUUAAUGGCUCUUACCAUGUUUUGAAAACAGCUACAGUGACUUUGGUAGCCAGCAGCUUUAGUAGGAAGAGGAUCUAAUUUUCCUUGACCUUCAGAUAAAGUGGAGAAACAGGUCUGUUAAAUUCUUUUUGACCUCUGACAUCUGAAAUAUUUUAAGGGCUUACACGUAACAUACAUGCCAAAAGAAGAAUUUGAUGUUUGUUCCUUUCUGGUUUUAUUUGCUCCAGGCUUUUCCUUCCCAGAUAGCAUUUAAGACCGAGUGGUUAUUUUCAAUCCAAACUUGUUUCUGUUGCAGGAACUUUCAGUUUAAAUUCAGAUGAGAAAGGUCAGGUCAUGAAACUACAGCAGCCACAAAGAUGCAUCCUUUUGGGCUGCUUGCUGCUUUACUCAGAUAUUUAGAGGCUGAUGUGACAGUUGCUUCUUAGCACGUGCAGUGCCAUGGUUUCCCACGAGCAAGAAAGUAGCACCUCCACUGCUGCCUUGUCUCCCAUCACCAUUUGGCAAAUGCUUCUUACCUUUUAUUUUCUUUCAUCCUUCUCUUCUGUGGGGUUAAGCUUAUGCAGAUCUCUCAGCUGUCUCAUUAUAACUGUUGAUGUGCAUGGGGGGCAUCCAAAACCUUAGGUGUACUUAAGGCACAACUUCCCAGUAUGAUCAUACUCAUGUUCAUUAAGAUGUGCUUAGCCCAGAACAAGGCUUUAAAAUUAUGCUGUCUGCACCAGAACAAACUGAAGUCCUAGCUCUUGAAAGAGUUCAGGAGCUGAAGCUGCACUGACUUCUCUGACAGUACACGGACCAGUUGCAUGCAGCUAUUUACAGGUGAACAUGCUGCGGUGCUUAACAUUGUGGAAAAACUUACUUGGCAGACUUGUAGGAAAAAAAAUCAGGUGUCUUUUCUUUACCCUUUCCUCCAAGAGGCACAAAGAGCAGAGUGGCCGUUCUGUUUGCAGUAAAUGGUGUCCUCAAUCAAUGCCAAAGUACUAACGGUACAGGAGCUGGGGUUCAGCGUGAGCAAAGAUGCUCUUGUUCCCUGUUGCUACUUCCUAGUGUCUAUUUAUAUUUUUUUCACAUAAGAAUGUAUAUUUUGUAUAGCAUGUGUAAUAUAUGUUUGUCUAUUGUAAUAUACCUUCAUUCAAUAAAAUGCUGUAUACAUGGAA
Molecule: messenger RNA, 6362 nt
Organism: Anas platyrhynchos (mallard)
Lineage: Eukaryota; Metazoa; Chordata; Aves; Anseriformes; Anatidae
Gene: LRIG2
Product: leucine rich repeats and immunoglobulin like domains 2
Molecular function (GO): protein binding
Source: RefSeq, a predicted model, not a curated record